This is a messenger RNA of Cucurbitaria berberidis CBS 394.84, 798 nucleotides long. Its product is annotated as NAD(P)-binding protein. The transcript is spliced from 2 exons. The record is from RefSeq and is a predicted model, not a curated record. Lineage: Eukaryota; Fungi; Ascomycota; Dothideomycetes; Pleosporales; Cucurbitariaceae. Bases 1 to 798 code for a protein of 265 amino acids.
AUGCCCCCCUGGUCGUUGAUUUCGCCUGCCUCUCGAGGCAUUGGCUUCGCACUCGCAAGACGGGUUCUCCAGACUACGAAUGCGCCAGUCGUCGCGACUGCGCGAAAGAAUCUAGACAAGACGAAGGAAGAGCUCCUCGAAGGGUUAGACGUUGAUGAGAAACGGCUGACAGUGUUGCACUUGGACGUCCUCGACGAAAGGACCAUCGAGGACGCGGCGACUUCAUGCAAAAGGCACUUUGCCACUAGCUCUCAUCAGUUGCAGCUCGCAUUCAUCGUACCAGGCAUACUUUUUCCGGAGAAGUCGCCGGCACAAAUCAAAGCCGACGAUGCGCUGUUGACGUUCCGCACCAACACGUUGGGCCCGAUGCUGAUGCUAAAACACUUCUCGCCCUUCAUACCCAAGAAGAGCGCAUCCAUCAGCAAGGACGUAGAUUACAUGGAAGGUCUACCAUCCGUCGCGACCACAGCUGUGAUGUCAGCGCGAGUGGGAAGCAUCGGCGACAACCGCCUGGGAGGCUGGUACAGUUACCGCGCGUCCAAAGCCGGGGUUAAUCAGCUUGUAAAGACAUUCGACAACCAUUUACGAUCAGCGUCUGGUGAGAAUGCUAUGGCAGUCGCACUGCAUCCAGGCACAGUGAAGACGAGUCUAAGCCAAGACUUCUGGAGCAAUGUGAAGAAAGAGAAGCUAUUCGAAAGAGAUUGGGUAGCUGAGAGACUCUGCGACGUAGUUAAGCAAGUGGGGGUGGAAGGGCGUGGCAAAUGCUGGGAUUGGGAUGGGAAGGAAGUACCACCUUGA